GGAGGGAAAGAGUCUCCGUUUCAAUGGAAUAAAAACUGCGCAGUUUCUUGAAGGACUGCCCGCUCGGAUCAGCGGUGGACCGUUCCUCUCUGUGUGAAAUGGAUCUCAGUUGUGUUUUUGGAUGAUUAAGGUGUCCACUGCAACCAAUGCUGCCUUUCAGGCUUCUGAGGAGAAGCUGCUUUUUUUACCAGGUGGUCUUCAGGGGGAGGAAGAGCAGCUAAAAGAGCUGUGCAAUCGUUUAGAAUGACUGUGCAGAGAUGCAAAGAUCAGUGAUGAGUCUAUCAGUCAUGUUGUGGCCAGCGGGUGAACAGCCUGCCGUGGAUGUAUGUGCGUGUACAGCGCUCAUGGAUGUUGAAUGGUGGGGUUUUUUUUGGGAGAGAGAUUUUAGGGGGCUGCGUCAUCCGUGGCUGCGAGAGGAGAUGGACUCUCCUGCACAUUCACCACACUGUUUAAACAGCGACAGGGAUCACGGCGCCUCCCCAACAUAUUUGGCAUUCUGCAGGAAAAGAGAAGAGUUGAGGAGUAUGGCCAUGCACUACCAUGCUGUGUUUGAACCACCGUGACUUUUGUGUCAGUCUGGGUGACCUACACUAGGCUAGAAUGAACAAAAUAAAAUGAAAGUUGCAGAUGUAGCCUUUGAAGAUGGACUGCACCAUCUGCUGAUGGAAAAUCCUUUCAUCUAGAGGAACCAUCUGCAUUUGGCCGCGACUCUGGGAGCACCCUUCUGCUCAGUUACAGACAACUCUUGGCCCACCCAGUCCAUGCACAUUGCGAGUGGACAGUAGUGGCAGGAGGUGGGAGGUGUCAUGGUGGCCUGCUGAAAAAAAAACGGCCCACAUUGUCUAUGAUCACCCCAGGGUUGAAGAGACCCCAGAGGGAUGAUUGGCAGCCCGAGCUGAGACUCAAUACUACUGAGAAUCAAUAACUUGGUGCUACUCUAAAAGCCAAUAGGCUUUUGGAUUCUUGGUGCUGAAAACAGAAGAGUCAGACAGUACCAGUACUCUUAGUGUUGGAGUGAGGCCCUCUCUGUGCUGCAGUGGAGGGCUUCACACACAUAGCUAUUCUGGCUGAAUGCAUCACGCAGUAGAGCAGUUCGGCGGGCGUGGCACACGGGAUUCCUUCCCUCUGGACGGACUCAACCGGGGACCAUGGGCUCCUGUGGGCGGCCGCGCCUGGCAGCCACCUCCCAGAUGUCCACCUGGGAUGAACCAACACCAGUUCCUCCCCCAUCUACCUCCUGGUCCUAUGGGAGGACUCAACCACCCCAGUAAAUACUUUAAUAAUGGGCCCAUGAGAGGAGGUGAGAAGCUUGAACUCCCACAGCCAGUGUUGCCAGGCCUGCAAAGGGAGCAGCAGAGACCUCCUCAUCUUCAUCAUCCACCUCCUCACAGAGCAUGGGAACAAUUAGGUCAGCUGUAUGAAUCCCACCUCCCUCCUCAAGGACAUCCAGGUGUGCCCAUGCCCAAUGAGCACUCUCUUCGUCUCCAUAAUGGAAGCUAUGCUGGCAGUGGUGGACCUCCCCCCAACUCACAUGUUCCUCACACACGGCCCAGUCAACUGCUGAAGUUUGGGGGUCCUCAGGAGCAGCAUGUUCCCCGGGGUGCACAAUUGCUGGGAGAUGAGAUGUGGGCUCAGGUGCACCAGCAGAAAGGUUAUCCAGGGAAGAUGCUAGGGGGUCAGCUGAAGAGACCAGGACCUCCGCUGGGAGAGCACUCAGUUAUCCAGCACACUCCUCCUCCAUCCCUGCAUCCGUCAUCCCAUCUUCCUGCUGCAGAGGACUGUCCCAGCCCCAACAAGAAGAAAAAGAGUUCAGAUCAGGUAUCCCAUCCUGGGCUACAGCGUUUCCCUGGUCGUGGCCAACCCAUGUCUCAGCAGCAGCCAUCACUCCACCAUCCCCCCCCAAAACCUUUCUGGAACCCUCUUCACAAGGACAACCCUCCCUGGCAGCCUCACGCCUCUGACUGCAACCCGUCACAGGAGUUCCAGGUCCGAACUGAAACCAACAAACAAAGAAUGGGCAGCUACACCCAAAAGUCCUCUCCUGCCUCUUCCACCUCUUCAAACCUCUCCCCUACACCAAACUCUUCUCCAAGAAGCUACAACCAGGGAUGUGCUCCUCAGCCCCAGAAAGACACAUUCCAGUCUCAGGCUGUAAACCAUCGGUCCCCUAACUCUACCUACCCUAGCCCCUGCUCCAAACUGGGACUGGCUCCACCCUGCCAGUCCACCGAACCUUGUGGUUCUCACAACCAGAGAGGCCCUCCCAUUGGGGGCCAUGGUGGCAGCCAAGCUACCUCUUACUCAGCAUCUACCCUAACCAGGGGGGACAGAGAUCCACAUGGGCAAUCUUCACCAGCAAACCCCCCUGCAACCAGCAAGAGCAGCAGCAGUGUGCCUUACAGCCACUUCCAGCCUCAUCCAGGGCUGGGGCACCAGGGUCCCCCUCUUCCUCCUCCCCCUCCUCCUGCUCCUCUUGCCAGCAACACCUCAGUAUCUCAGCAACAGCAAAGUCGGCCACAUGAGGCCUGGAGAUACCAGAGCAGGCCCAGUAGUCACUCCCUGGAGUCGCGCAUCUUCAGGCCUCCAGGACUACUACCUCAGCACCAGCAGAGCCACAAUCAGGUCAUAGAUAGUCGGGUUCCUUCCCAGCAUCACCAUCACAUCAAUCUUUCCCUGCCCCCAACCAACUCUACCCGAGCACCUGUUAUUACCCCUAAUGUUCCUUUAUCCCAGACCUCCAACUCUGUUAGUGGCUUCAGCAGCUCAAUAGGGGUCACAGUAAACACAUCUCCCUCUACUGGCUGCUCGGUGAACAAUGGCAACAGUAACAGCAGUUGGCAAACAGAACGAGAGCCAAGACCUAAAACCUCCAUCAAUCCUGUCAUCAGCGCCACCUCUCAGCUGGAUGCUGUACAGCAACCGGGUUGUCAAAGAAGAGGACAAGCUCCCACUGCCACCCAGCAUCAGCAACAGGGGCUGCCUAGACUACAACAACAGGGACAGGCCAAGUCCCAACCCAUGAAAGAGAUGACGUCAUAUUAUCCUCAGGCUGAAGUGGCGCAUCAUCCUGCCUUUUCCUCACCUUCUUUGUUCUCCUCAGGGCAUCAGAGAGCAGGGGACAGUGUGAUAACAAGCAGAGGUUCAAAUCUACUUCCUCACUCUCCUUCUACGUACUGCCCAGCUCCUCACUCAGCAGUCAACUCUGUGAAUCAGCCUUCCAGUCAAAUCGUCUCCUCCAGAUUGGGUCGUCACCAGGAUUCUGUCUCAACACAGUUCCAGAUUAAUCCACCAGCUUCAACCACUGUACCCCAAUCCAUCGGGGAGGCUCUAGACAAGCUUGAUGCUGAGCUAGAGGGUCACAUGCAAGCUGAGGAAAGGAGGAGGAGGGACAGAGAGGAGCAGGAGCAAAGACUGAGAGAAGAGGAGAGAAGGAAGAAAGAAUGGGAGAUGAGACAAAAGCAAGAAGAGGAGAGGAAGAGGAAAGAGCUGAAAAAGGAGGAGGAAAGAAAAAAGAGAGAACUGGAGAGACAGGAAGAGGAGAGGAGAAGGAGAAAUUGGGAGAGGCAGGAGCAAGAGAGAAAGAGGAGGCAAGAAGAGGAGAGGAAAAGAAGAGAGUUGGAGCGGCAGGAGGAGAGGAAAAAGAGAGAAUUUGAGAGACAGGAAGAGGAGAGGAAAAAGCGAGAAUGGGAGAAGAAGGAGCUGGAAAGGAAGAGGAGAGAACAAGAGCGGCGAGAAGCAGAGAGGGAGGGGCAGGAGAGAAAGAAGAGAGAGCUGGAGAGGCAGGAGGAAGAAAAGAAAAAACAAAGAGAACUUGAGAAGCAAAAGGAGGAUAGAAAGAGGAUGGAGGUAGAAGCAUGCUGUGCAAAAGGCAAAGAGCAGACUGCUAUUGAAAAUCUGGAGAGACUGCUUGCUAGCAACUCCUCCCUAACUCCACCACCUCCCCGCCUUUCCUCUGUUGCUGCACCUGCUUCAGGUCCAUCACCUCCCAAUUCCCAAGUCUCACCCACAUAUCCCUGGCUAAGUCGUGGUGGUGUCCUGCCCUGUCCACCAGGUCAGACACUCACAACUACUACUCCGGCAGAGAGGCUGCAGCCUCCUCCUCUCACACCUCAGACUGAAUAUGCCAGAGAAAAGCAGAGGCAGAGGGAGAUGUGGAGCAACAAUGGCGGAAUGACAUUCAGUCUCCCAUCAACACACAAUACCUCAGGGAUGAACAAGCCGGUAUACCCCAACAAGCCCCCGGCAAUGCAAGCCGCACCCACCCAAUCCAAAGACACAUCAAGAGAGAGAGAAAGCAGCCAUCCCUCUCUCCCUAUCAUGGCACUUCGAGAGCCCCCCAAACUGUAUCAGGCUUUUCCCAGAGAAAACCAUCCACCAACACUCUCAUCCUCCAGCUCCACUGGAGGAAUUCUUAACAAGCAUGUGACAGGAAGUGGUAGUGACUCAGACAGUGCACAGUUUGAGGAGGAACCCUCUGAGAUGUCCACACUGCUCCCUGAUGGUCUUGCAAACAUUAUGGCUAUGCUGGACGAGUCUAUCAAAAAGGAAGAGGAGAUGUAUGACAGUGAGAAGAUUGGCUCUACAGGUCUCUUUAACAGCUUUUCCUCUCAUGUCCAGCCCAUCAAGAGCUACCUGUGUGCUCCAGACCUGGUUCCUGCAACAAAGCAUCAACACAACCAGGAAGAUUUUGGCUCCAACCUUCAUGCAAGCCCUCCUGUGCUCAGCCGCCAAGGCUCUCUUGCAUCUCCUUGCAGUCGGACAUCUUCCCUCAAUGAGGAGGAUGAGGAAUACCUCAAACCCCCUUCAGUUGUUGCUAAACAGUCAGUAGGAAUGGGAGUGGGAAACACCAAUUACCGUCACAGUGACCUUGCUAAACUUUACGGCCUCCCUGAGCAGACUAAAAGUGAGGCUGAUGAAGAUGAGGAGGAGGAAGAUUCUGAGACCCCAUCUUGUUCUCCACCACCCCAAAGACCCCACCUUCACCAAACGGGUGUAAACAGCAUGUUUAAGUCUCUAGCAACAGUGGUAGAAAGCCAGAAGUAUGCAUACAGAGGUGGACCCUUUGGCAGACCCCCUCCAUCAGCGCUGGUUGGGGUCAAAUAUUCAUCUUCACUGUCUCUAGGUCCUGAUAUUUGCCGUCAGCAGCAAAGUGGUUCUCCCACAUCGGAUUCGACAAAUCCACCAUUUAGUCCUGCUGUCCCUGCUCUUAAGUCCUCUCCUCCUCUGAUGGAAGACACAAAACUGAAAACAGAGGAUGCUGACAUCUGGAGAGAUAAUGGAGAAAGAACAGAAGAAAUUAUAAACUCUAUAAAGAAGGAGAGCAUUCCUCCCAUUAAGCCUAUUAAGGUGGUUAAGAAUGAGCAACAGCUGAUGACCAUCUCUGAGUCUUCUCUAGCAGAGCUGGGGAAGAGCUGUGAGAUCAUGCUCAGUCAACAGUCACUUCCUAACAAGAAGGCAGAUGGCAGAGAGGAGGAGAGCCACAAACCUGAGAAAGUAAAAGAACAUAGAGAUAAAGACAGAAACAGGGACAGAGAGAGGGAGAAAGAGAAGAAGAAGCAUGGCCACAGCAGUAGCAGAAAACGUGAAGAAAGAAAAGAAAAGAAGUAUAGAGAAAGGAGAGAGGAGAUGGAUUUUUCUACAGCGUCUUCAUCAUCAUCUUCCACCCAUUCUAGCUCCAGCCACAAACGCCACAAAGAUGGCAAGAGCCACAAGGAGAAGAAGGACCGCAGAAUUCUUGGGGACCUCAACCUCCAGAGUAAAGAGGGGUCAGAGAAAAACAGGAGUCACCAUGACACAGACAAAAAGAAACGCAAGGAAGCAUCAGGUGCCAGCUCUACCAGUGAAGGAGAGCAUGCUGAAUGGACCUCAAGGAGUCCUGGAGAAAGAUCUUCUGAGCACAAAAAAAGCUCUGAGGCUGGUUCUUCAUUAGGUUCCACAGACUUGUUGAAACUGAAGGCUCUGUCUGAUGGGCCACCCAAAGAGCUAAAGAUCCGCCUUAUCAAAGUGGAGAGUGGGGACAGGGAGACAUUCAUAGCCUCUGAGGUGGAGGAAAAGAGAAUCCCAUUGGGAGAAAUCAGCAUCAAGAAUACAGCCAGUGAAAUCAUCAAGUCCUGCAAGGCAGCCAGGAUCAAAGGGAAGUUCAAAGAAUCUUACUUGCUCCCAGCCUUCUCUGUAAAGCCUAUCAUGACCAUGGAGGAGCCCAUACCAAGAGAGAAACUCAACCCUCCUACGCCCAGUAUCUAUUUGGAGAGCAAGAGAGACGCCUUCUCCCCUGUGCUGCUGCAGUUCUGUACUGACUCUAAAAAUCCUGUGACUGUCAUCAGAGGCCUCGCUGGAUCCCUACGACUUAACCUGGGGCUGUUUUCUACUAAGUCACUGGUGGAGGCCAAUGCAGAGCAGGCAGUGGAGGUGAGGACUCAGGUGCAGCAGCCUGCUGAUGAAAAUUGGGACCCCAGUGGGACAGGUCAGACAUGGCCCUGUGAGAGCAGCCGCUCCCACACCACCAUCGCCAAAUAUGCCCAGUACCAGGCCUCCAGCUUCCAAGAGAGUCUGCAGGAGGAGAAAGGCAGUGAUGAGGAGGAGGAGGAGGAGGAUGACAAGGAGAAGAAGCCACCCAACGGUUCUGAAACUCCCAUUAAGGAGAACUCUAAAGAAAGUAGCAGUGGUGAGCAGAAACCUGUCGGGAAGAUCAUUAAGUUUGGCACCAACAUUGACCUGUCGGAUCCCAAAAGGUGGAAGUCUCAGCUUCAGGAGUUACAGAAGCUGCCAGCUUUCAUGAGAGUGGCAUCCAGUGGAAACAUGCUGAGUCAUGUAGGACACACAAUCCUCGGUAUGAACACUGUCCAGCUCUACAUGAAGGUUCCAGGGAGCCGCACACCAGGUCACCAGGAGAAUAAUAACUUUUGCUCAGUGAACAUCAACAUUGGUCCUGGAGACUGUGAGUGGUUCUCUGUCCAUGAGAACUACUGGGAGGCCAUCAAUGACUUCUGUGAAAAGCAUGGUGUGGACUACCUGACAGGGUCCUGGUGGCCGGUACUGGAGGACCUUUACAAGGCCAACAUCCCAGUGUACCGCUUCAUCCAGCGGCCUGGAGACUUGGUGUGGAUCAAUGCUGGAACUGUUCACUGGGUUCAGGCUGUAGGCUGGUGCAAUAACAUUGCCUGGAAUGUUGGACCUCUGAACGGUUACCAGUACCAGGUGGCCCUGGAACGCUUUGAGUGGAAUGAAGUGAAGAAGGUGAAGUCCAUCGUCCCCAUGAUUCAUGUGUCCUGGAAUCUGGCACGCACUGUCAAGGUCACAGACCAAGAAACAUACAAGAUGCUCAAACACUGCCUGCUGCAGUCCAUGAAGCACAUCCAGAUCCUCAGAGACCAACUGGUUGCUGAAGGCAAGAAGAUUUCAUACCAGAGUCGGGUCAAGGACGAGCCUGCCUACUACUGCAAUGAAUGUGAUGUGGAGGUGUUCAAUUUGUUGUUUGUGACGAGCGAGAGCAGCAGCAGGAAAACAUAUGUGGUUCACUGUGAAGACUGUGCACGUCAGCGUAGCCCCAACCUGACCAACGUCGUGGUGCUGGAGCAGUGCCGCACAGAAGAACUCAUGAGUGCAUACGACUCCUUCAGCCAGGCCUCCUCCUCCCGGUGAUGGAGCUCCCCUCCUGCAUCUUCUCAGCCAUAACCAAAAUUCCUGCAAGACGGGACAAAAAAAGAGACAGUCUUCAACUUAACCAUUCAUUAUUUAAGAUCCUUUUUGCUACUACUGCUAAUACUUGCUGAACAGCCAGUUGAAUACGUUUACUCAUCCUUACUGUUUACAAAAAGGAAAUACCAAGCCGCCAAUACAAUACCAGUUUACUCUCAGAUGGUGCUUUCAAAUUGAAACCCUGGCAGCGACAGUGAUGUUGGGAACCAGGGGGCAGUUGGUGCUGCCAUUGAACAAAAUGUGGCUCGGUGAUGAUUUCAAUGGCGUGUUUCUGUCAGUACCAGAAAGAACUUUGUUGUUGUUGUUGUCUUGAUUACUGAAAUUUGUACAAGCUGUUUGCAAUUUUUGUGGGGUGCUGUCCUUUUUUAAGUAAUUUAUUUUAUUCUUUUUCUAAACUAGAUCAGCCUAGAUAUAUACCACAUUGGCCUUGUAUUUAGAAAAGAGACAAAAUAAAAAAUACUAAUAAUAGAGAUAUGAACAUUUUUCUAAAGCAUUAAGAAUUUAAAAAAAAAAAAUUGUUUGGAAUGCUUCAAAACAUACGGGUUUUAAUGACUUUUGUUGUUUUGGGGGGAAUUGAGUUUUGUUCUUGUAAAUUUUGUAUUGUUUUUUAUCAAUUAUACUUUUAUUUCCUUUGGAGAUUAAUUUUCAAGUGUCACACAUCAUCAGGUCUUUUAGUUCAUUUCUUCAAUCUCUGUAUGAACUCUUGCUCUUUAAAAAAAACUACGAAAAGAUCAUCUGGUGUUAAUGUGUCGUACCUCCGAUUGUUCUGUUCUGAUAUGCAGAUUUUAUUUUUUUUUUACUUUUUGGCAUUGUACAUUUAAUUUAAAAAAAAAGUUUUCUCUAUUUAUUGGAUAUCAAUGUUCUCCUUUUUUUAAAUAGGGUUGUACAAGUUUGCGAUAUUUUCCUUUUUAUGGUGACUGAUUGCUCUGCAAGAACUGAAGUGUGGGGGUUGUGUGUCAGCUGAAGUGGAGGCUGCUGUUUGUCUGGUGCUUGCCUUUCACAACUCUUGUCUUUUUAUCCUGAUAUAUAUUAAAUGAUAUCUUUAUCUUGAAUAUAACGCCACCUUUCCUGUAGACGAUAGGCACACUGCUCACGUAGAGAAGAUGACUAAUGGAAUGCUGUGUUUGUAUUCUUAUUAAGGAAAAACAAAACUACUUUUCCAAAGUGUUUUGAGAAAUGGUGAAUUUUUUUUUUAAUUAUUAUGAUGUAGGGGGCUUUUUAACAAGAUUUUAAUGAUUUUAUGGUGUCUGUUAAAUAUGAUGACGGGAUAGAUGGUGCUAAAUGUUCUCUUUGAACAACCUUUUUUGUUUUUCUUAAAAUGAGAAUUCUAUUUUUCCUGUUGCAAUAUUACCUUAACCCUUUCCUUCUUUUUGUGGUCAUUUAUUUAUAACUGCACUGUUUAGAGGAUUCACACAUACUUGCAGACACACACACCAAACUGAGCCAGACAUGUCUUAAACACUUGUGAAUUUGUGUGACAUUACUAUGACUAUUAAUAAACGCUUUUUGAUAAAUCCAGAA
This is a messenger RNA of Solea solea (common sole), 9219 nucleotides long. RefSeq names its product lysine (K)-specific demethylase 6B, a (gene kdm6ba). The transcript has 27 exons. The record is from RefSeq and is a predicted model, not a curated record. Gene Ontology annotation, biological process: heart development; regulation of gene expression. Lineage: Eukaryota; Metazoa; Chordata; Actinopteri; Pleuronectiformes; Soleidae. Gene Ontology annotation, molecular function: RNA polymerase II cis-regulatory region sequence-specific DNA binding; chromatin DNA binding; histone H3K27me2/H3K27me3 demethylase activity. Bases 1072 to 7641 code for a protein of 2189 amino acids. Gene Ontology annotation, cellular component: MLL3/4 complex.